GCAUGUGUCGCUUCAGCUGGCGGGAGCGGAGGCGGCGGGGGCUGUGCGACCGGCUGGGUUUGUGAGAUGGCUACUGACAUUUCUGAAUCCAGCGGGGCUGAUACGAAGAACAGUGCCAAGCUAGAUGCGGAUUACCCUCUCCGAGUCCUUUAUUGUGGAGUCUGCUCGUUACCAACAGAGUACUGUGAAUAUAUGCCUGAUGUUGCUAAAUGUAGACAAUGGCUAGAGAAGAAUUUUCCAAAUGAAUUUGCAAAACUUACUGUAGAAAAUUCACCCAAACAAGAAACUGGAAUUAGUGAAGGCCAAGGACCAGUAGGGGAAGAGGAGGAGAAGAAAAAACAAAAAAGAGGUGGAAGAGGUCAAAUAAAACAGAAGAAGAAGACAGUACCACAGAAGGUCACAAUAGCCAAAAUCCCCAGAGCAAAGAAGAAAUAUGUGACGAGAGUGUGUGGCCUUGCAACUUUUGAAAUUGAUCUCAAAGAAGCACAAAGAUUUUUUGCUCAAAAAUUCUCCUGCGGUGCCUCAGUAACAGGGGAGGAUGAGAUCAUCAUUCAGGGAGACUUCACAGAUGACAUCAUCGAUGUCAUUCAGGAAAAGUGGCCAGAGGUAGAUGAUGACAGCAUUGAAGACCUUGGAGAGGUGAAGAAGUGACUCAGAAGUCAUGUUUCUGACUGUGACCUGAGAGUUGACAUGGCCAACAGAGGAGAGGCCUUUCAGAAAUAUAUACAUAUGUACAUAUGUGUGUAUAUAUAUCCUACAGUAAAGCUGUAGACUCCUCGUC
Rattus rattus (black rat) is the source of this 781-nucleotide messenger RNA. Its product is annotated as density-regulated protein. Bases 67 to 651 code for a protein of 194 amino acids. Gene Ontology annotation, molecular function: translation initiation factor activity; mRNA binding. The record is from RefSeq and is a predicted model, not a curated record. The transcript has a single exon. Gene Ontology annotation, biological process: formation of translation preinitiation complex; translation reinitiation. NCBI's taxonomy places the organism in Eukaryota, Metazoa, Chordata, Mammalia, Rodentia, Muridae.